Carya illinoinensis is the source of this 1808-nucleotide messenger RNA. RefSeq lists its product as uncharacterized. NCBI's taxonomy places the organism in Eukaryota, Viridiplantae, Streptophyta, Magnoliopsida, Fagales, Juglandaceae. Gene Ontology annotation, biological process: transcription by RNA polymerase III. Bases 627 to 1529 code for a protein of 300 amino acids. The transcript is spliced from 10 exons. The record is from RefSeq and is a predicted model, not a curated record. Gene Ontology annotation, molecular function: DNA binding. Gene Ontology annotation, cellular component: RNA polymerase III complex.
GGUAAAACCUCUCUGAAAAAGACAAGGGUUGAAGAAGUGAGAACAGAGAGCUCGUGAGAGAGGGAGGGACCUUGCGACAGACUCACCGAGAGAGGAGGCUGAAUACGACCGUGGUAGUGAGUCGAGUUCGACGGUGGCGAAACCUUCUGAGAGAGAGAAAUAGAUUUUGUGGUCUGUUAGACCGAGAACCACAACGGAAAAGGAACAAGGAGGGGGAUCUCGGUGUAGCCUUACCGGAAUAGCGCGAGGUAGCAGGGGGUGCAUGAUCGGAGAGUUCUGAGCAGCCUGGGUGGUUUUCCGAAGUUCUCUGUGGUCGACGGUGGGCUGAGCAAAAACUCACAAGGGCUGUUUGGUUAUUGACAGUGGAGAGAGAGCGACCGAGAGGGGUUUAGGAGUCGACGCACGUCGUGGGGGAAGGAGGGCUUACCGUUGAACCCGAGAGAUAUGCGGGGUGUAGAGAGUGGAAGAAAUCCAAUCAAAUAAAAUCACUAUCUCAAAAUAGAUCUUAUUAAAAAUACAAAAAAUAAUAAUUCUAAACCCUGAAUUAGGACCCGUAUGUUACAUGAAUUGACUAAUCAAUAAGUUAUAUACUCUUUUUCUUACUUGAAGACUACCAAAUAAUUUGAAUGGAGUCAGAAUCCUCCAAGGACACCACUGCUGCCCCCAGGAAGAUGAGAUUUGUGCCUAAAGCUCCCCCUAGAAGAGCACCAAAGCCUGAAGUCAAACCUGAAGUCGACGAGGAUAUCGAUGCGAACCAGGCUAAAGAAUUGCUGCGACGUUUCAAUGAAGGCGCUAUGAGGGCAAAAUCUAAGGUUGAAAAGAAAGUGUCACCGUCUCAAAUUGCGUUUGGUAUAGGAGGUGCAUCUCCUUCCAUAAAAUCAUAUGGUGUUCCUAAGGCUGGAAGUAGUUAUGACAGCCACCAAAGGCCCGGCUUUAAGAGUGAUAAUUCUGUCUCAGGCCUGAGAGAGAAAGAAUAUAGAGAACCAUGGGACUACUAUAGUUAUUAUCCUGUUACUCUUCCCAUGAGGAGGCCAUAUUCAGGAAAUCCAGAGAUUCUAAAUGAGGAGGAAUUUAUGGAUGAUCCAGAAACCAUAACUUAUGAUGAAAAUUCAGUGAGUCCAGCGAUGGAGCUUGGUCUAAUGGAGGAAAAUCUGGAACCUAGCAUGUUCUUUCUUCAGUUACCACCGAAUAUGCCUAUGAUAAAGCGAUCUGCUACUGCUGAUAGCCGGGAGGUAACUGACAGCUCAAGGCUUCCUGGGGAUGUGCAUGUUAUCAAAAAGGCCUGUUCUUUCAAUGAGUUACCAGCAGGCUUCAUGGGUAAAAUGCUAGUGUACAGGAGUGGUGCUAUUAAGCUGAAGAUUGGUGAUACCCUUUAUGAUGUUUCUCCAGGUAUGGAUUGUGUUUCCGCUCAGGAUGUUGUUGCUAUCAAUACUGCAGAGAAGCAUUGUUGUGUAGUUGGGGAACUCAACAAGCAUGCCACGGUUAUCCCAGAUGUGGACUCCAUGUUGAAUAGUAUGGCUGAUUUAUAAUUCUUGCUCGUUGGCAACAUAUAUUUGGUAUAAAUGAACCGAUAACUUUUUCGAGGAAAGAAUUUACAAUUUCACUUCACCAUUUUUUGUUCGGAAUAAGUCACAGAAUAGGGUGACAGAGUUGCAAACAAAGCUUCAGAUUGUGCCUGGGAAGGAAAACUUUGUUUUGAUAAGUUACUCCUGAGAAAGGAAAAUAUAGCAAGAUAAUUAAUUAGAACAUUUUGUGUUUGGAUUACCCAACGAAAAAAGAAGUUUGUGUUUCUGAGCAUGAUAAUUUAA